Acaulospora colombiana is the source of this 648-nucleotide messenger RNA. The record is from the annotation of a GenBank genome assembly. NCBI's taxonomy places the organism in Eukaryota, Fungi, Glomeromycota, Glomeromycetes, Diversisporales, Acaulosporaceae.
AUCCUGGACAAGAUAGCCGCAGAACACACCGGCCCUGGGGAGAUCAUUCCUCUCACUCUGGAUCAUUCGGAUAAGGAAAGCUUGAAAACUGCCGUGGCAGAGGUUUCCAAGCGCGAGAAAUAUAUUGACUUGUGCGAUCUCCAUACUAUUUUCAUAGUACCCUGGAUGGUAGUAUUGACACUAUGGGUCAGAUUCAUUGCGAAUGCCGCUGUAACCCGGAUGACCUUGGUGACGCCGCAACCUAAAGAAAACCUGAAUGCAGAACAAUAUGCUAAGGCUCUGUUCGAACAACCUAUGGAAGACUGGGACGAGCUCUUACGAAUCAAUCUCUCGGCUGUAUAUUUCAGCUCUGUCGCGUUUAUGCCUCUCUUGGUGGCUAACCCUCACAAAGAAAGAGCCUCGAUCGUUACUAUUGGAAGUAUUUCUGGCACGACAGCUCUCAGUCAAACAGGUCAAUAUGCCUAUAAUGUGUCGAAGGCUGGGUUACACUCCCUGACCAGGAUGCUUGCUAAUGACUUCAAACACCCAGAUAUCGGAGUUCGGGUCAAUUGUCUCGCGCCAGGAUACUUCCCGAGCGAAAUGACUGUUGUCCAAGGUGAUGAAGAUGAGUGGAAGAAGAUAAAACAUAUUCGUGAACGGGUAUGUUAG